Helicoverpa armigera (cotton bollworm) is the source of this 1877-nucleotide messenger RNA. RefSeq lists its product as uncharacterized. The transcript has 2 exons. Bases 304 to 1341 code for a protein of 345 amino acids. Gene Ontology annotation, molecular function: G protein-coupled receptor activity. NCBI's taxonomy places the organism in Eukaryota, Metazoa, Arthropoda, Insecta, Lepidoptera, Noctuidae. Gene Ontology annotation, biological process: G protein-coupled receptor signaling pathway. Gene Ontology annotation, cellular component: membrane. The record is from RefSeq and is a predicted model, not a curated record.
ACAGCCCUUUUACGAGUAUUACGUUAUUUGCACACUUGGUCGGCGAGAAUAACAUACGACAAGUUGACGACUUGCUGUGCAGGCCAGUUAGAUAGACUUAUAUUAAGAAAUUGUGCGUCGCAGUAAGGACAAGAAAUACCUCACAUCGUUAGCAAUUUCGCGCGCCCUAGUGUGGUGCACAUGUUCGGACAGCGGUGAAUCACUACUGAAAAAAAAAACCGAGGGACGGCGGAGAACGCGGGUGACGCAGCGGCCCCGAGGCGCGAGUCAUUGAUCCCGAUACAGUCCCGGACAGCCGACGCCAUGUCGGAGCGCGCGCACUCGGCCGAGCCGCUCCUCCCGCCGCUCGCGCUCGCCGCGUACGUCGCGUGCGUCGCCGGCGCUGCCGCUCUCGCCAACUGCUCGGUGCUCGCUGCGCUCUUCAAAACCUCGCGGACUGGUUUGCUUACCAUCAUUCUACAAUUGGCUAUAGCUGACUUUAUACUCGGAGCAUCAAUAGGACCUGAGCUAUGGUCUUACAAUAGCAGAUCAUGGGACUUCGGUAAUCAUGGCUGUGUCGCCUAUCGAGGACUGAACGUGUUUGCAUCAACGGCAGCAUCCUAUCUAGUAGCAACUAUUGCUCUACACUCGCUGGCCACCAUAAACAUUGAAGAAAAGGCAAUUGCAAAACGAAUGAAACGAAACGCACAGGAUGAAGAUGAAGAAAUAAGGUGUUCACGCCAUAGUUUGGUGACAAGCAGUGACUCUUCGACUCCACCCAGAACUAUGAACCUAGAUUACAGACUCUCUGAUCGUAGAAUCUCAGUAACUCAACCAUCAGUAUUUGUUUGGGUACUGGCUAUUUCAUUAAGCGUUCCAGAAUUUGUAUUGGCCACUACAGUGCACCUAGAAAGGGAUGCUGUGCUAUGCACCAUAGUCGACACCAGUCAACGUCUGCAUAUGUACUCGAUGUUAGCUAUGUUUAAUCUUUUUUUACCCCUAAUCAUUAUGGGUACUGCUGCUGUUCUAGUCAUCAUUAAAUUAAAGAAUGAAAAAAUAAUGUCUCGAAUUGAAUACUUUGAAUCUAUUGCAGCUCUUAAGUUAUCUUUGUGGCUUAUUGUCGUUUACAUGGUAUUGUGUAGUCCUCGGUCGAUUGUCACUGCUUUCAAUAUAUACUCGAAAUCAUUGCAAGGUAACGAGACAUCCUUGGCUCAUACUGCAGACAUGACAUCUGUAAACGUAGCAGCCAGCAGUACGUACAUACUCGCCACAUUAGUCCGUCCAUUGCUCAGCAUAGUGCUACUGCCGCGUGUCAGGAAGUCGUUUUCUUUCGGAUCCUAUACAAGUGCAGAUAAUGUGUGAUUAUGAAAACGUUUCUAAAGUUGCAAACUCUGAUGAGGUGAUAUAUUAUUCACGGUGUAGUGUAUGCAGCAUUUAAACAAGGUUGCAUUUGAAAGUUUGUGAAAUGUAGUGGUAUUAAAGGAAACCAAGGAUUAACAUAACAAACGCUAUGCUGCAUUUGCUUAGUGCGAGUAAAAAGGUCUUAGUUGUGUAAGUGCCAUUGAGUAAAAAAGCUACUUAGAUCUAAGAACGUACCUUUAUAAACCUACCUACUUUACCAAAGUUCACCCUUAGUGCCUGACCUUACGCCUACAUAUCAAAUGUUACCCUAUAAGAUCCACAGGAUACCUAUGUCUAAAUCAGGAACACUGUUUUAGUUAUUUUUCUAUUUUUGUAAAAUACUUUUUAUUUUGUAAUAAUCAAUGCUAUUAUUAAGUUCUGCUUGAUUGCAGAAAAGAGAAUAUUUCGAUUUUAAAAUAUACUUAUAAUGUAGGCUACUUAUAUUUUUAAAAGCUGUCUAUUUUAUACCAAUUUUUAAUAAAAAUCAUAAAAAUAAA